AUGGAGUUUCGAACAUGGUAUUUGAAAACAUCAAAAUUGGCUCUGGCACUAGCGAUUAUCCGCUCAAAACCACCAGACAGAAACAGCAGAGAAUAUACAGAGCAUCUUGCUAAGAUGUUAUCUAGACAAGAUGGAGAGUGGAGAUCAAAAGUUGAAGCUUUGGAAACUGAAGUUCUGCAAUUACGUCAAAAACUUCUUUUGAGCCAGAUCUGUCGGAGAUCGUAUAAGUCUGGGACAGUAGCUGCGCCUCUGUCCUCUAAGGAGUCUGAAAGUCCUGAGAACAUCUCCAGUCAGCUGGAAGACUCUGGCUGUGAUGUGUUAAGUGAGAAUAGAACUGAUCCUUCAGAACUGUCCCAAAAUGUUGAAGAGAGUUCUACUUCAUCUUCUGAAAUUUCUGUAUAUCAACUGCCCAUUGUGAAAAGUCACUGUGCCUUCCAAGAAAAAACUUUAUCUUCUCACCUGCAGUUUUUGCAACAUGUGCUUGAACUGAAGAACUUGACAGAAUCUGGUAGUUUGAAAACAGAUUUAAAUAAGAUUGAAAGUGACUGUUCCACAGUAUCUGAUUCUGUUUUUCGAUUGCUUGAUGGCCUGAUAACUUUUUACAGUGACCCUAAACUCCCUUUCUCAAACUUUUUGACAGAAGCAGUUUGUGUUUUGACUAGGUUAAUCGAUGAUUGUAAUUUAUCUAAUCACAUACUUAAAAAAUGUUUCAAGAAGUUGGAAGAAUUUGAGAAAACUCUAGUGCAAGUUAUUUUAAGGAACAGCAGUAUUAAUCGGUUUCAGGUACAGCAUUACAUCUCUAAUAGUCUGGUCGUACUGGGGAAGUGCAGUUUUUUAAGAAAACCUGUCAUAUCUCUGCUUUUAUCACAAGUCAACAACUUCACUGAUGAAUUGAGGAAUAUGCAUCAGGUCCAGGCUGGAUAUGAUGUGACACGCUAUGAGAAUAUUUUCUCUCUCUUCUGGGUUCUAGAACAGCUGCUUCAAGAUGGAACAGAGGACAAUAUCAUGCCAAGUAUAGGCCCUGCAGAACAGGAGACCAAGAAGUUUCUUGAGCAACUUGAUGCAACUGUUCUCCAUCUCUCAGAUGAUUUCCCUUUGUUUACUUUAUACUUAUGGAGAGUGGGUGUUCUUUUGAACUCAGCUCAGAUGAGAACUAUUGAAAAUAACUCACCUCCCUAG
This is a messenger RNA of Trichosurus vulpecula (common brushtail), 1179 nucleotides long. RefSeq names its product meiotic double-stranded break formation protein 4 (gene MEI4). Gene Ontology annotation, biological process: DNA recombination; homologous chromosome pairing at meiosis; meiotic DNA double-strand break formation. Gene Ontology annotation, cellular component: lateral element. Lineage: Eukaryota; Metazoa; Chordata; Mammalia; Diprotodontia; Phalangeridae. The transcript is spliced from 5 exons. The coding region runs from base 1 to 1179 and encodes 392 amino acids. The record is from RefSeq and is a predicted model, not a curated record.